AUGCAUACUUUUGUUUUUAAUAAUAAUAAUAAUUUUAUAGAUAUACCACCCUGUACCGAGUUUUUAAUCUUUGAUGAUGAAUUUAAUAAAGAAAUUCCUCAAAACUCACUCCCAGAAGGAAUCAAAUGGUUAAAAUUUGGAAAGAAAUUUAACAAAUCCCUUGGUGUUAAUGUAUUGCCAAAAAAACUAGGAAAAAUAGAGUUUGGAGAAGACUUUAAUCAAUCAAUAAUGGAAAAUGUUUUACCAAGUACCAUUUGGUAUAUUAAAAUUGGUAAAAAAUUUAGUCAAACAUUAGAAAAUAUACCAGAAAACACUGCAAAAAUUGAUAUCGACGAACAUAAUCCGAUAAAAGAUUAUUUAAUAAAUAAUAAUAAUAGUAUUUUUUGUAUUAAAACUUUUGUUUUUAAUAAUAAUAAUAAUUUUAAAGAUAUCCCGCCAUCUACCCAGUAUUUAAUCUUUGAUGAUGAAUUUAAUAAAGAAAUUCCUCAAAACUCACUCCCAGAAGGAAUCAAAUGGUUAAAAUUUGGAAAGAAAUUUAACAAAUCCCUUGGUGUUAAUGUAUUGCCAAAAAAACUAGGAAAAAUAGAGUUUGGAGAAGACUUUAACCAACCCAUAAUGGAUCUAUUGCCAGAAACCAUUUGGUAUAUUAAAAUUGGUAAAAAAUACAAACACAAAAUACCAAAAAACAUUAUAGUUAUUGAAAUAGUUUAA
Molecule: messenger RNA, 711 nt
Organism: Dictyostelium purpureum
Lineage: Eukaryota; Evosea; Eumycetozoa; Dictyosteliales; Dictyosteliaceae
Exons: 1
Coding region: 1-711 (236 amino acids)
Source: RefSeq, a predicted model, not a curated record